Aspergillus melleus is the source of this 1068-nucleotide messenger RNA. RefSeq names its product class I SAM-dependent methyltransferase. The record is from RefSeq and is a predicted model, not a curated record. Gene Ontology annotation, molecular function: methyltransferase activity. The coding region runs from base 1 to 1068 and encodes 355 amino acids. NCBI's taxonomy places the organism in Eukaryota, Fungi, Ascomycota, Eurotiomycetes, Eurotiales, Aspergillaceae. The transcript has 10 exons.
AUGUCUUCCUCGCCCAGGUCGCAGGAGACCGCCGAUCCUGCCACGGCCUCCCACUCUGUGCCGCAGCAGCCCGAAGCUCAACAGGAUUUCGACGACAAUGCAUCGGUUUCCGUUGUGGAUGAUGAUGACCCCUUCUCGGAUUAUGCAGAGGAUUUCGCCAGUGAUACCACUUCUAUUAAUUCGAUGAUUACGUCCUAUCGCUUCGAAAAUGGGCGACGGUACCAUGCCUACAAGGACGGUGCUUACUGGGGCCCGAAUGAUGAAAAGCAGAAUGAACAACUGGAUAUUGCCCAUCAUAUGUUCACCAUGCUUCUCGACAAUAAAUUGUUGCUCGCACCGAUAAACAGAAACAUCCAGAGAGCGCUCGAUGUGGGUACCGGCACCGGGAUUUGGGCAAUAGACUUCGCCGAUGAGUUUCCAUCCGCCCAGGUUAUCGGCACCGACUUGUCCCCUAUCCAGCCCGGCUUCGUCCCGCCCAAUCUACGGUUCGAGAUUGACGACGCGUCCGAGCCGUGGAUAUACCCGGAGAAUCACUUUGAUCUGAUUCACGUACGGUCUUUGUACGGAGCGAUCUCGGACUGGCCCGGGUUCUAUCGCACUGCUUUGAAACAUUUACAACCUGGCGGGUGGUUUGACCAGCUGGAAAUGUCCAUUCAGUUUACCUCCGACGACGGCACCGUGACCGACGAUCACGUCCUGGCGGUCUGGUCCAAGAUUUUCAUCGAUGCCGGGGAACAAUUCGGAAAGACAUUUCGUAUUGCCGAUCUGGCCCGGGGUUACAUGCAAGACGUUGGCUUUCAGAACGUGACGGAACGACGAUUCAAGCUGCCGAUCGGGCCUUGGAGUCCGGAUAAGAAGCUCAGGAAAUUGGGCCGAUGGAAUCAAAUCCAUUGCGAGCAGGGGAUUGAAGGAUGGGCUAUGGCAUUACUAACGCGGGUGAUGGGCUGGUCCUACUCGGAGGUGCAGGUCUUUUUGGCGCAAAUGCGCAAAGGCCUCCGAGACCCCGACACUCAUUCUUAUUUCCAAGUAGUCGGGGUGUACGGCCAAAAGCCCAUCGGAGAUUUUUGA